CUCGCACAAAACUCAAAUAUGAUGAUGUAAUAUAGCUUCACGAGUUUCAAACUUUACAAGUAGGUUGAUAAAUAAAUUUAAAGCUAAAAAGAGAGCAGCCUAGCAAGCAGCACGUAGUUGUCAUCAUCUAUAAAUAACAUUCAAUGUCUCUUUCUCUCUCCUGUCAUUGGUAAUACCGAAACGUUCAAAUCCAAACUAUAUCUCCAUAUUCCAACUCCAUACACAUAAUCUUUUCUUCUGCAUCGGCUGUGUUCAUCUUCAAGUUUGAGUUUCAUUCUCUGAUUUGUGUUUGAACGAUUGCUAGCUUUGGGGAAGAGCAAUGAGUCAUUCUGCAGCCGGACAAGGAAACAAUAGCUCAGGUAAGAGGAGAAUAAGAGAUCUUUUAAGUCAGUCUGAUAACCAAGUCUGCGCUGAUUGUGGCGCUCCAGAUCCUAAGUGGGCGUCAGCAAAUAUCGGAGUGUUCAUAUGCUUAAAAUGUUGUGGUGUGCACAGAAGCCUUGGCACUCAUAUCUCAAAGGUCUUAUCGGUGACACUGGAUGAAUGGUCGGAUGAUGAAGUGGAUUCAAUGAUUGAAAUUGGAGGAAACGCCUCUGCAAAUUCAAUUUAUGAAGCAUUUAUACCUGAUGGUGUCUCUAAGCCUGGACCUGAUGCUACUCAUGACCAACGUAUGCAGUUUAUCAGGUCAAAGUAUAAGCACCAAGAGUUUCUAAAACCAAGUUUGAGGAUCUCAUCAGUGAAGGGCUCUAGUACAAAGAGUUCACCAUAUCUUUCACCAAAUCUAUCAGAUGCUGAUAGUUUUCGCACAAAUUCAUCAUCACAACAACAGCAUCUUGAAGGCAUGGUUGAGUUUAUUGGAUUGUUGAAGGUGACUCUUAAAAAAGGAACCAAUCUAACUAUCCAAGAUACGAAGACAAGCGAUCCUUAUGUUGUGUUAACUCUCGGACAACAGACUGUAAAAUCAACUGUAAUGAAGAGCAACUUAAACCCGGUCUGGAACGAGGAACUCAUGCUCUCUGUUCCUCAGAACUAUGGCUCUGUGAAAUUGCAAGUGUUUGAUUAUGACACAUUUUCUGCUGAUGACAUAAUGGGAGAAGCUGACAUUGAUAUCCAACCUCUGAUUACAUCUGCAAUGGCUUUUGGUGACCCUGAAAUGUUUGGAGAUAUGCAGAUUGGUAAAUGGCUUAAAUCGCACGACAAUGCUCUUAUAGAGAACAGCUUCAUCAACAUUUCAGAUGGGAAAGUUAAACAAGAGGUUCAUAUCAAGCUUCAAAAUGUUGAAUCUGGUGAAAUAGAACUAGAACUUGAGUGGCUGCGUCUUGACCAAUAAAUAUAUAGCAAAUCUCUCUUUUGGUGUUGUACUUUUGAAAACUCAAAACAGAUUAUAUAUGGUUUGAUUCAUUGCUUGUGUACACAAAUCUGAUCCAAAUGUUUCAUUUAAAACCUAAGAUCUAACUAGUGGCCAUCUAACAAUCUGAGCCCUGC
Messenger RNA from Eruca vesicaria subsp. sativa (arugula), 1482 nucleotides. NCBI's taxonomy places the organism in Eukaryota, Viridiplantae, Streptophyta, Magnoliopsida, Brassicales, Brassicaceae. The record is from the annotation of a GenBank genome assembly.